GGGAGCGGGGGACGUGUUUGGCAGGGGACUCACUGUUCCGGGUUUGUUCUCAUUUUAGGGUAUUUCUCCGUAAUGUUUCCGAGAGUCACCGUGAUCCUACAUCUUCGCCCCCUUUCCCGUGUCCCUUUGUGCUCUGGAUGCCCAGAUGUAUCGGCAGCUGCGAUUGUGCUACUCCCGGCUCCUCACAGACCCGUCAGGGAAGAAAAUAAUAGCUGCAGGUAUUUUGGCACCAGCAGUGUGAUCUACAGCAAGAAAGAUGAGCAGUCUGUUCCAACCCAGGAGAUUUCCAAGGAGACAGAAAGCCAAGACAGUAUAAAGGAAAAAAAGAAAAAAGACUUGCUAAGUAUUAUUAAGGGCAUGAAAGUUGAAUUAAGCACAGCAAAUGUACAAACAACAAAGCCACCGGGAAGAAGACCACUUAAAAGUUGGGAAGCAACAACUAGAAAAUCUCAAAGAGCAACAGAAGAUGCCCCAAAGAAGAGUGAGUCCCUGAGUCCUGAAUUGGUGGCUGCUGCAUCUGCUGUUGCAGAUUCUCUCCCUUUUGACAAGCAAAAGACCAAGUCCGAGCUGCUCAGGCAGCUCCAGCAACACGAAGAAAAAUCAAGGGCACAGAAAGGUGGAGAAAGACCUAAAAUUAGUUUCAGUAACAUAAUAUCAGAUAUGAAAGUUGCCAGGUCUUCCUCAGCUAGAGUUAGUACAAGACCAGUGCAUCAGAUUCAGUUUGACGAAGGAUCCAGUGAUGAUUGUCUUGCCCAGGAGAAGACUGUUGACCUUAGAAAAAGUUUUAGGAAAGAUUUAUUCAAGGGGAAGAGACUUAAUAUUUUUGAGAUUAAAGCAGAUACUGAAGAGACACUUGAAACAGAAACAACACCUUCACUUUGGGAUGUGGAAUUUGCUAAGCAGUUAGCCACAGUAAAUGAACAGCCCUUUCAAAAUGGCUUUGAAGAGAUGAUCCAGUGGACGAAAGAAGGGAAACUCUGGCAGUUUCCAAUUAAUAAUGAAGCAGGUUUUGAUGAUGAUGGUUCUGAAUUUCAUGAACACAUAUUUCUGGAUAAAUACCUGGAGGAUUUUCCAAAGCAAGGACCAAUUCGUCACUUCAUGGAGCUAGUGACCUGUGGCCUUUCUAAAAACCCGUAUCUGAGUGUUAAACAGAAGAUAGAACACAUAGAGUGGUUUAAAAAUUAUUUUAAUGAAAAACAGGACAUUCUAAAAGAAAGUGACAUACAGUUGAAUUGAAUAUCAUGGAAACUUUAUUUUAAGUUGGCAAUGGAUAUUAUAACUAAAUAAAGUAAUUUUACUAGAUGUUUGCCUUUAUGUGUUAAUUACAGCA
This is a messenger RNA of Talpa occidentalis (Iberian mole), 1330 nucleotides long. RefSeq names its product mitochondrial ribosomal protein S31 (gene MRPS31). Gene Ontology annotation, molecular function: structural constituent of ribosome. The record is from RefSeq and is a predicted model, not a curated record. The transcript has 7 exons. Gene Ontology annotation, cellular component: mitochondrial small ribosomal subunit. Bases 73 to 1236 code for a protein of 387 amino acids. Lineage: Eukaryota; Metazoa; Chordata; Mammalia; Eulipotyphla; Talpidae.